GUAAACUGUCUCACUUUACCCCAUAACAUUUGUCUCACUUUACCCCACAGCCACUAUUUUAGAAAAAACAACAUAUCUUAGCCAUUCAGGCUAAUCUUCAGCUCGCAUCAAUCACAUGGUUGUAUAUGUUAGAGGUUCAUCGACAUGUAUGAUAUAUGGUUUUCUACCUAAAUCAAUUUGUUUUGACACAAAAGUUGAUUUAGUUCACAGCAGGAACAUUUACUUUUACAUGCAAAAAACGAAUUUUUGUGAAAAAACAUACUUAACACAGCACCAGCACCACUUCUUUUUCAUGGCAAGGGGGGAAUGGGAGGGGCUUGAAAACAUAAUUCUCACAUUACCACAAAUGGGUUCCUUUGCCUAGAUACAGGGGGUGUCUCACAUUACCCGGUCUCACAUUACCCCACUCUCCCCUACUACUCUAGUAUACUCCAGUACUAGUCUAUACUCCUCUAGUAUACUUCACUGUACUCCAAUACUAGUACUCCUCUAGUAUACUUCACUGUACUCCAAUACUAGUCUAGUACUCCUCUAGUAUACUUCACUAUACUCCAAUACUAGUCUAGUUCUCCUCUAGUAUACUUCACUGUACUCCAAUACUAGUACUCCUCUAGUAUACUUCACUGUACUCCAAUACUAGUCUAGUACUCCUCUAGUAUACUUCACUAUACUCCAAUACUAGUCUAGUACUCCUCUAGUAUACUUCACUGUACUCCAAUACUAGUACUCCUCUAGUAUACUUCACUGUACUCCAAUACUAGUCUAGUACUCCUCUAGUAUACUUCACUGUACUCCAAUACUAGUCUAGUUCUCCUCUAGUAUACUUCACUGUCCUCCAGUGCUCCUCCAGACCUCCUGCCCUCCUCCAGCCGCAGCCCGGGCCGUGAAGCGGACCGGAUGAGACAGUAAAGGUAGCUUCUGGUUACAAACUUUGGACCAAUCAGAGCGCUCCCCUGUCUUCCUGCAGCCGGAGCAGCGCGAGUUGAGCCCGGCGCCGCUUCACGGGAAGAGCCGCCGAGCCGUCCCGAAGAGCCGCCGAGCCGCCCCGAAGAGCCGCCCGCGGCCCCGCUAUACGUCCCACGGCCCCGCGACGCGUCCCGGGCCCUGAACCCCCCGAGGGAUGACCAUGUUGGGCAUGUACGUGCCGGACAGAUUCUCCCUGAAGGCGUCUCAGGUCCAGGAUGGAGUCGGUCUGUACACGGCGCGGCGGGUGAAGAAGGGAGAGAAGUUCGGCCCGUUCGCCGGUGAGAAGAAGCUCCCGGUGGAGCUGGAGGAGAGCUCGGACACCCGACUCAUGUGGGAGGUCCGCGGCAGCAAAGGAGACGUGCUCUACAUCCUGGACGCCAGUAACCCGCGGCACGCCAACUGGCUGCGCUUCGUCCACCAGGCGCCGGCGGCAGAGCAGAAGAACCUGGCGGCCAUUCAGGACGGAGAGAACAUCUUCUACCUGGCCGUGGACGACAUCGACACGGACACGGAGCUCCUGAUUGGCUACCUGGACAGUGACAUGGAGGAAGAGGAGGAGGUCGUCAGAGACGACGAAGAGAUGAAGAGUAAAGAAGCCAAACGCCUCGUUGAAAUGGACCUCAUCAAGAAGGAGGACCACCCCUGCCUGCUGUGUGAGAGCAGCUUCCCCAGCGAGGCGGUUCUGGCCUCUCACCUCCAGAGCCUUCACCGCCGGGCCGGCGCCGAGGAGAAGGACUUCAGGUGCAGGAGCUGCGGCAAGCGGUUCCCCAUCAGGCAGGCCCUGCAGCGCCAUAUGCUGCACUGCUCCGAGUCUCCGGACCAAUCAGGCGACUCCAAAGCUCACCGGUGUUCCUGCUGCCACAACACGUUCAGCUCCAUAUCCAGCUAUGAGCAGCACAAGGAGGCGAUGAGAGACGCUUGCCCACUUUCAUAUUUUCUUCUUCCUCCUUUUCUUCUUCCUCCUCCUCCUCCUCCUCCUCCUGCAGGUUCAGGUCAUCUUCUUCUCACAUGUUGUCUUCCUCUGUCCUCAGGCAGUGCACGGAGGAAGCUCACCUGCACCAUCUGCAACCGCAAGUGUUCCUCGUCUCUGAACCUCCAGGAGCACAGAAAGGUUCAUGAAGUGCUGGACUGCCACGCGUGCGACAAGAAGUUCAUCUCCACCAACCAGCUGAAGCGUCACAUGAUCACACACUCUGAGAAGCGGCCGUACACCUGUGAGAUCUGCAGCCGCUCCUUCAAGCGCCUGGACCAGGUGACGGCUCACAAGGUGAUCCACAGCGAGGACAAGCCCUACAGGUGUAAGCUGUGUGGCAAAGAGUUCGCCCACCGCAACGUCUACAAGAACCACAAGAAGACCCACUCUGAGGAACGGCCCUUCCAGUGUGACGAGUGCAAGGCGUUGUUCCGCACGCCGUUCUCUCUGCAGCGCCACCUGCUGAUCCACAACAGUGAGCGGACCUUUAAGUGCGACCAGUGCGACGCCACCUUCAAGAGGAAGGACACGCUCAACGUGCACAUCCAGGUGGUGCACGACGGACACAAGAAGUACAAGUGUGACCUGUGUGAAAAGGCCUUCGUCACGCCGUCCGUGCUCAAGAGCCACAAGAAGACGCACACGGGAGAAAAAGAGAAGAUCUGUCCGUACUGCGGACAGAAGUUUGCCAGCAACGGAACGUUGAGGGUUCACAUCCGCAGCCACACAGGUGAGCGGCCCUACCAGUGCCCCUACUGCGACAAAGCCUUCAGCAAGAACGACGGCCUGAAGAUGCACAUCCGCACACACACACGGGAGAAGCCGUAUAAAUGCAGCGAGUGCAACAAAGCCUUCAGCCAGAAGCGAGGGCUGGACGAGCACAUGAGGACCCACACGGGGGAGAAGCCCUUCCAGUGCGACGUGUGCGACCUGUCGUUCAGCUUGAAGAAGAUGCUCAGCAGACACAAGCUGACGCACAACCCCAACCGGCCCAUGGCGGAGUGCCAGCUGUGCCACAAGAAGUUCACCAGGAACGACUACCUCAAGGUGCACCUGGAGAACGUCCACGGGGAGACGGAGGGCUGAGGCCCCGUAUAUGAUCACUCCGUCAGAGCCCGGAUGGAGCGGUAGCAGCAGCGUUGCUCCUGAAGGGUAGAAACAUGGCCGCCUCGGGCCUCCGUCCCGUCGUUGUGCUUUGAAGUCGCCGCUCGCCUCCGUGACUCCUAACCGGCGAGUGGCUCCGCCUCCAGGCUCUUCCUUAGCUGUAUGUGGGCGUGUUUACAGACGUGUUGACCCCGUUGAGCCACAGAGCAACGGCAGCAGCAUGACGACACGCGCCGAACCAGAGUUUAAAACACGCUUCGUGUUCCAGCCGCCGUGACGAUGCGUUACCGUGAACCUCCACCGGGGGGAGUGGAGGAUUCUUCAAGUCACGACCUUCACCACGGGGCCCGAUGUCUGUGUCUCCAACCAAAAGUUAACCUUGAAUUUACGCUUGUUACGUGACGUUAUGCUACAAAGUAGCUAUUUAUUUAUGCUAGUCACGUCGUUCCGAUGUUACGUUUCCGAUGUUACGAUACAUUGUUACGAUACAAUGUUACGAUACAAUGUUACGAUACAAUGUUACGGUACGAUGUUACGGUACGAUGUUACGUGACAAUGUUACGAUAUGAUGUUAUGAUACAAUGUUGCAAUAAGGUGUUGCGAUGUUCCGUUACCAUGUUACGUUACCACGUUAUGUUACUAUGCUACGUCAAAACGUUAUGUUACUGGGUUACGUUAAGAUGUUACCGUAACAUCUUACGUUAGCAUGUUACAUUACCAUGUUACAUUAGCAUGUUAUGUUACUAUGCUACGUCAAAAUGUUAUGUUACUGGGUUACGUUAGCAUGUUACGUUAGCAUGUUAUGUUACCAUGCUACGUCAACAUGUUAAGUUGUUAGCAUACAUUGUUAUGUUAUUAUUUUAGAACAAACCACCAUCUUUUUUUGGAAGCUGCACCGCGUGGUUCACGGUGUUUCUUGACGUGGCGCUGCAGCGCGAGGUGGAUCCCCGUGAGCGUUCCUGUGUGCAGUCUGUUGACCUCUGUGUUGACCUCUGUGAUGACCUCUGUGUUGACCUCUGUGUUGACCUCUGUGUUGACCUCUGUGUUGACCUCUGUGAUGACCUCUGUGUUGACCUCUGUGUUGACCUCUGUGAUGACCUCUGUGUUGACCUCUGUGAUGACCUCUGUGUUGACCUCUGUGAUGACCUCUGUGUUGACCUCUGUGUUGACCUCUGUGUUGACCUCUGUGAUGACCUCUGUGUUGACCUCUGUGAUGACCUCUGUGUUGACCUCUGUGUUGACCUCUGUGAUGUACCUGUUGGUUCUGGUGUUUAGCGUGUCCUCCGUUGUUCAAUACAGCUUCUCGUGUCCUUCA
Messenger RNA from Pseudoliparis swirei, 4358 nucleotides. RefSeq names its product PR domain containing 5 (gene prdm5). The transcript is spliced from 16 exons. The coding region runs from base 1121 to 3025 and encodes 634 amino acids. Gene Ontology annotation, molecular function: protein binding; transcription cis-regulatory region binding. The record is from RefSeq and is a predicted model, not a curated record. Lineage: Eukaryota; Metazoa; Chordata; Actinopteri; Perciformes; Liparidae.